Nelumbo nucifera (sacred lotus) is the source of this 1971-nucleotide messenger RNA. Its product is annotated as putative protein phosphatase 2C 2. The record is from RefSeq and is a predicted model, not a curated record. NCBI's taxonomy places the organism in Eukaryota, Viridiplantae, Streptophyta, Magnoliopsida, Proteales, Nelumbonaceae. Gene Ontology annotation, molecular function: cation binding; protein serine/threonine phosphatase activity. Gene Ontology annotation, biological process: protein dephosphorylation.
AAGUUCCUGUAUCAACUCAAUUCAUUCAACAGAUUUUUAAUUUCGCUGAAACAACUAAAGUAGAACCAUCUGAACAUGAUCUAUGUGUAUGAUGAGCUUCUCCUGAGUUUCCCCAUCGUUUCCUUUGUCUUACAGCUUUUUUUCUUCAUUAGAAAGCUUUUCUUCAUGGCUGUGGGCUGCAAUUCUCCCAGGCUUUCUUCUCCUUCAUCAUCGUCAUCUUCUUCUUCUUCUUCUUCUCCUCUCCCGUGGAAGAACUUCCAAUCACCAAUUUUCAGCCCCAAAACCAUAUCGCCACUCUGUGGGGCUUCCAAGGUUGACGCUGCGCCAUCUUUCCAACAAGAGAAUUCCUUCCCUAACAUGUAUUUACGCGAGAGUUCGCACCGCCGGCGGCAUAACUCCUUCACCGACGGCUUAAUCCCGACUGCCGAUGAUUGCCCAAGAGAGGAUUUUCAUGGUAGGGAGAUGCCACAAGUUGAUUUACGUUCUAGGAUGCAGGAGCUUAUUCCCAAUCGGCACCUGGAGGAGAGUACUUCUGGUUCUAGCUACGAUGCAUGUCUGCAAGUGAAAUCACCAGAUGCCAUCUUGGUGUCUGAGGGAGUGAAUUCUUUGCCGAAUAUCAAGAUUGGAGAGGGUAACAAUAAUGCGUCGAGAUUGAUUCGGAAGCGGCCGGCGAGGAUCAUCAUACCGGAAUCCUUCAAGGUUUCGGAUUUUGGAGAAGCUGGUGGAGGCCGAGGGAACAAGGAAUUUGAACUACAAGGGAGAGGUUUCUUUCUGGCAAGCAAGAGAGGAAGGAGAGAGACCAUGGAAGACGGAUAUGCAGCCAUGACCGACAUUCUAAGAGAUCCCAAACAGGCCUUUUUCGGUGUCUUUGACGGACAUGGGGGACGUGCUGCUGUUGAUUACGUAGCUGAAAAUUUAGGGAAGAAUAUUGUAAAAGCUCUUGAACAGAUAGAAAGGACAGAAGAUUUGUUAGAACGUGCAAUUAGGGAAGGCUACCUAACAACAGACAAAGAGUUUAUUGGAAAGGGUGUAAGUAGUGGAGCUUGUGCAGCUACUGUGUUCUUGAAGGAUGGGGAGUUAUUCACAGCAAACGUAGGUGAUUGUAGAGUAGUCUUGAGUAGGAAAGGAGUAGCUGAUGCAUUGACCCACGACCAUCGUCUCAACAGGGAAGAUGAACGCUGUAGGAUUGAGAGCUCAGGAGGUUAUGUGACCUGUCGCCAUGGAGUUUGGAGAGCUCAAGGCUCAUUAGCAGUUUCAAGAGCAUUUGGGGACAUGCACUUAAAGGAUUGGAUAAUUUCCGACCCAGAAAUUAGGAAGCUUUGUUUAACACCAGAUUGUGAGUUUUUGAUAAUGGCAUCAGAUGGAUUGUGGGAUAAGGUAACCAAUCAGGAGGCAGUUGAUGUGCUCUUGAAGAACAAGAUCUCCAUUGAAUCCUGCAAAAAGCUUGUAGAUUUAUCUUCUAGUAGAGGAAACAAAGAUGAUACAACUGUGAUGGUGGUCGACCUUUCGAAAUUUUGAGCAGAUGGGUAGUGGUAUAGCUAAGUAAUUAAAAUUGUAGCAAGAACUAGAAGUACAGGAUGAUCUACUCCACUACUGAAGGUGUUAACAUCUCAGAGAAACCUACCCUUUGUUAAUAUUUGAAGAUAACACAUAUGGCUAAAGGCAUCUGAUCGACCGCUAUCGAAGUACAGACAGUGAAGUUUUCAUCAAAGCAUUCAUAUUGGUGAUGGAUAGAACUAAACUGACUCUGACAGGGGAUGAAAUUAUGAGGACCUAGGCAAUUCAAAUUCGUUCCAAUUCCCAAUGAUGAAAUGCGAUUAGAAUUUAGUUAGAGUAGAGAUGGAUAGAUAUUUGGGUACAAAUUUGGAUUUUCUUGCAGAGAAUUUAUUUAUUUAUUACACACAUAAAUAGCGGAUCUUGUACAUUUCCAUUUCAUUAUUGAAUUCUUUUAUUAGCUCCUCUUUAGUAGUU